UUCACUUUUAAUGUUUACCUAAAGCCUCGAGGUGCAGCGUAAUUAUCAAGUUUCGCCUUCUGACAACACUAGCGCUCGCUCUUUACACACUCGCUGACGGUCUGCACACAGUCAAACAUUUGGAAGAUUCUGACCUCUGGCCUGUAAAUGGCAACAACAGUACAAAUCUUCUUAUCUUGUUCUGAAACGGCGCUGCUCUUGUACGGAUAUCGCCCCACAAAUAGUGCUGCCCAGCCACUAUGCCUCGCGGCCUACCAUGAGGUUGGAUGGUUAAAGCGGAUGGGCUUAGGGAAUAUGGAAGGUCUCGUAAGUGUUGGUUAUUACUAUCGAAACUGACGUAUAACGCUUGCAAGGCUGCCUUAUAGCAUACUCUUCAUAGGCUCUAAAGGCUAAUCAAGCAGACAUUUGAACUGCAACCCAAUCAUCGUCGAUUCUCGAAUAGACUCGCAAAAUGCAACUCCAGAGCAUUAUCUACUCCAAGCCACCGGCCAUCGUUACUUUCUUGCUACUAACGAGCAUCCCGCUCGUCGAUCCCACAUGGGUGGUGCGAUCUCUCUGCGCAACUCACCUUGGGAGGCGCCUACUGCAAGGAGGCUCCAGCAGGACCUUCGUGCACAGUCUCUUCCAACGACUCUAUCACGCACUGUCCUCUACUUGCCUUCGCGUCCGCCUCUUAUUUCCAUGCCCCGUGCGUUCACGAUACGAGACGUUCCCCACGCUCGAAGCGGAAGCGAAAUAUUGGUGCAUUGCUGCUCGUUACCAACGCCACCUUGCACAGUCUAGUGCUCGUCGGCCGCCGCAUGAGACGUCCGAGAUACCUCUCGUGACGUACUAUACCCCACGUCUGCUGCCUCAAUACCGCGACGUACAACACUCCGACGAAGGGAGCGUUGAAUUUUCCAUAUCCGCCAAAACGUUUUGCAAGUGGCAUAGGAUGGUAUUUCGGCGGUCGCAUCACCCGACUCUUGCUCAGGCAGCUCUGCGCAUGAAGCAUCACUCUCACCGAGACCUUAGAGAAAUUCAGCGGAUUGCACGCCUCCUGCCAGACGAGCAAGUGUUCCGUGUAAACCGACCGUGGUCGUCAAAAUACAGCAAGCUUUGGAAGCGAUGGCUGGACAAUAAAGGUCCAGACGUAGUGAUCGUGUUUGAGUGACGUACUUUUGAUGUGAUGGUAAUUGCUGUAACGCGGCUU
Molecule: messenger RNA, 1192 nt
Organism: Suillus clintonianus
Lineage: Eukaryota; Fungi; Basidiomycota; Agaricomycetes; Boletales; Suillaceae
Exons: 3
Coding region: 452-1153 (233 amino acids)
Source: RefSeq, a predicted model, not a curated record